Metopolophium dirhodum (rose-grain aphid) is the source of this 3392-nucleotide messenger RNA. RefSeq names its product neurogenic locus protein delta (gene Delta). Gene Ontology annotation, molecular function: Notch binding; calcium ion binding. The record is from RefSeq and is a predicted model, not a curated record. Lineage: Eukaryota; Metazoa; Arthropoda; Insecta; Hemiptera; Aphididae. Gene Ontology annotation, cellular component: membrane. Gene Ontology annotation, biological process: multicellular organism development; Notch signaling pathway; cell communication.
AUCGUAUAAUAUUCGUAUCCGUCACACCGUCAGUCCGCCACAGUCGUCGAUCCGCGACCGUUCGAUAGCGCUCGCGCGUCUCUCUUGCUACUCCGCGCCGUGUCUCAGUGGUUCGCGUUAUCGUAGUUUUAUCCACCGGCUACAGGAAUAUUAUGUAUUGAUAAAACGAACAUUCGUAACGUAAAUUAUUUAUAAUUAUUAUUAUUAUUAUUGAAAAUUUUUUUUCAUUAUUUUAUACGGUUUGUGUACACAUGAAUUAUUAUAUCACAUUUAUUAUUACCUCCUCUAUUAAUCGUGUCGUGUGAUAAUUAAUUUUAUACCUAUAAAUAUUACUCAUUUAUUAAAAGUGCGUUUUUAUCGUCUACCACGGGUGUUGUUCGUCGCCCGCGUCUAAAUAUUAUUAUCGUUGUUGUUGUUAUUAUCAUUAUCAAUAAUAAUAAUAACCGACCGUGUGCGCGUCGUCACUGAAUUUCGCCAAAGUGUGUUCUCUGCGAUGUGUUGCGUUCCACGUACUCGCGUUCCGGAAAACGUCUAAGUCCUAAGUCGGCGGGAUAUUCGCCGCGUGUUCCGAGAAUAAAACGAAAUAUCAUUUUCGCGCACACAAGUGUCGCGUCCGCCGUUAUCAGUGCGCUGUGCGUCGACGACGACGACCAUGCGGUACCGGUGGUGUCUGUAUUGCAUUGUAUGCAUCAUCACAUUCGUCGUUACAAACGUGGAUUGCAACGGCGUAUUCGAGCUGCGGAUAAAAUCGUUCAGCAACGAGCUGGGCCGAGAAGCUUCUGGCUCGUGCUGCGGCGGCGUGUGCGGCACGCCGUGCAGGACCAAGUUCCGAGCUUGCCUAAAACACUACGAGACCAACAUAAACGUGAAUUCAACGUGCACGUUCGGUGACGUCGUCACGCCUGUGCUUGGCGAGAACAGCCUGACGCUCCCGGCCAACGCCACACCGAUAGCGUUCCACUUCAAUUUCACAUGGCCGGGUACGUUCUCACUCAUCGUGGAAGCGUGGCACGAACCGUCGUCUGCAAGAAAUUCAGGAACGACCAACGGUUCGGCGCUGAUCACGCGGAUCACGGACCAACGGUUCCUGAAACUCAGCGACGGAUGGGUGCAACAGGAAUACGCCGGAUCGACCGGCGGCGUCCGAUCUCGACUCGUGUACGAGCACAGGGUCCGGUGUGAGGAUAACUAUCACGGCGAUGGGUGCGCGAAAUUCUGUCGGCCCAGGGACGACAACUUCGGACAUUACCUGUGCUCGGACGACGGUGACAUGAUAUGCAUGCCCGGCUGGACUGGUAGCUAUUGCAGCAAAGCGAUCUGCGCACCUGGCUGCGACGAGAAAAAAGGAACGUGCAUGACUCCGGGAACCUGCCAAUGUCACGCGGGCUGGACAGGAGCCAGAUGCGACCAGUGUCAGAUAUAUCCGGGUUGCGUAAACGGCUAUUGCCAAAAACCCUGGCAGUGUCUGUGCAAAGAAGGAUGGGGUGGUAUGUUUUGCAACCAGGACCUGAACUACUGCACCAACCACGCACCGUGCAAAAAUGGAGGCACGUGCUUCAACACUGGCCAGGGCCUGUACACGUGCGCAUGCGCCCCCGGAUAUACGGGGCCCGAGUGCAACGUCGACAUGGGACUGACCAACAAACCAGGAAUGGACUGUUCCACUGGACUGACGUGCCUCAACGGCGGUACGUGCAAGAAAACCGGAUCCGUCUCUAGCUGCACGUGUCCCAGCCAAUGGAAGGGUAUCAGAUGCGAGACGUCCACGCAGCCGGCCUGCGCAAGUUCGCCGUGCGGGAACGGAGGCACUUGCGUCAACGCCGCCAAGACCAACAACGGAACCGGAACCGGCGGCAACAACAACGGGUACGUGUGCCAUUGCCCGAUCGGAUUUUCCGGACCGACCUGCCACCAGACGACCAACCACUGUCAACCGGACCCGUGUCGGAACGGGGCCACGUGCGUGCCGAGCAAAGACAGUUCCAGUUACACUUGCAAGUGCGCACCCGGGUUCGCGGGGGCCCACUGCCACCUGCCCGACCACUGCCAGAAGAACCCUUGCCUGAACGGCGGUACGUGCCAGGCGCAGGCCGACGGUUUCCGGUGCCAAUGCGUGCCCGGGUACGUCGGCGACCUGUGUCUGAGCGUGGUGGACUACUGCGUGGCCAAGCCGUGCGCCAACGGUGGCACAUGCGAGAACCUGAAGAACGACUUCCGGUGUGGGUGCCGGCCCGGGUUCGGCGGCAAGGACUGCAGCCGGUACGUCAACGAAUGCGUACUAUCGUCGCCGUGCGCGAACGGUGGCACAUGCGUGACCACCGGCGGCAGUGACGGCGGCUUCAGGUGCGAGUGUCCCGUUGGUUACACGGGCGCCAACUGCACCGACGAGCGGCCGACCACGCUGGGCGACAGGUCCAAGCACGUGUCCGCGGUGGUACAGGAACAGCCCGAGAUGGUGCAAGCGUCCGUCAACGGCGUGCUCAUGGUGGUGCUGUCCGUGUCCGUGCCUGUGGCCGUGUUGGCCGCCAUCGCGGUGGUGUUGUGCAUGAAGAACCGCCGGCGCCGCGACCAGAAGAAGGCCGACGAUAACGCGAGAAUGCAAAAUGAACAGAACUCGAUACACAGCGUGGCCAAGCUGGGCGACCCGCACGUCAUCAGAAACUCGUGGGACCCGCUGCCGGCCGCGGCCCGGGAGAACGUGUACUCGGAACCGCUGUGCUUUGCCGCGCCCAACAAGUUGCAGCAGCCGUCGCUGACGCCGGCCCAGUCGUCGUCGUCACUGCAGAGGCAGAAGCUGCUCAACACCGACAGACAAAACCGGAUGUCGUUCAAGGAACAAGACGCCAUAAACGCGUUGGACCGCAGGAUAUCUGUCAUAUCGGUCGAUUCGGCCGCCAACCAAUGCAACAACACAAAUAACGAGGUAUCGCCUGUCAAAGCUCACCACUAUCAUCGCAACAUACACCAGCAGCUUCAGUACGAAAGAGCGGCCGUGAAAUCGAUGAUUUUAGACCAACACUCUUUCGCCACACAAGUUUAGACUGUUUAUUAAGUUAUAUAUAUUAUAUAUAUAUAAAUAUUUUUUUUUUUUUGUAAGUAGACCUCUUGAUGAAUCUGUCAGUCCAUUUUUUUUGACCCUCUCAAUUUGUAUACACACACACCACACACACACACACACACAAACAUUCGAAAAUGACUGGCUUACGCCGUAAUAUUACGAUUAGACUACAUUUACAUAUUAUUAAUAUAUCUAUUUCUCUAACACCCUCAUCUAAUCCCGCCCUACCCUACUAACAUCAUCAUAUUGUAUAACUAUUAUUCCCUCUCCGUUAAAAGAAAAAAAAACCCGUAAAAACGUCGACAACUGAAAAAAAAAAAGAAAUGUAUUCUAA